GUUACUGGUACCAGUAUUUUUUUGUUGUUCGUGACAAAUUGUCAAAUUGCAAUUUAUUUUUUAAAUGUAUUUUAUUAGUUUUUCAACAAAAACCUGCGUGAAAUCGUCACAUUAGCCAAAAAUGGAGGACAUGGGUAAGAACGACCAGCCCAAGGAGAAAGUUACAACCAUUGUGAUUUCGGACAACACAGAUUCAUCGUCGACCAAUCAAUCAAGAAAAUCGGACUUUGCUUGCGGUAGUAGAAAGAGGCGUUUGUCUAGAGAUUCCGAAGAAGAUCAAAUUCCCUCGAGCAACAAACGACGUCGAAUAAAUAGCUCUAGCGGAAAAAAUACAGAAGCUAAAAAAAUCGCGAAACCCACAGUGGUACAAACAAAAUCCCAUCCUAGAGGAAAUGCAUCGAGAAAAAAGGUAAAAGAAAUCCCCACAAUCGAAGACAAAAAAAUCACCAAAGAGAACAAGAAACAACUGGAUUAUUUAGCACAAUUCGGCAAGAAUUUUUAUUGCCCCGCCAAUAAAAAUUGCACAGGCUUGAGACCCAUAUACAUCGACGGCAGCAACGUCGCCUUCAGUCAUGGCCAUCAUGAACAGUUUUCAGCUAGAGGCCUAAAAAUCUGUAUAGAUUAUUUCCUAAACAGAGGCCACGAUGUCAGAGCCUUCAUCCCCAAGUAUCGCUUGAAAAAUGCUGAAAGUAGUGAUCAAAAACUGCUUAAUGAAUUAGUAAAAAAAAAACUCGUCAUCAUUACGCCAACGUUGUUCAUUAAAAACCAACAAAGAAGUCCUUACGAUGAUUGGUACAUUGUACAAACGGCUGCAGCCAAUGGGGGCAUUAUUGUGUCUUCGGAUAAUUUUCAGGACAUUGUCGAAAUGAAUCCAAAUUUGCGGAUGGUAGUGGAGGAGCGCAGAUUGGUCCCGACUUUUAUCGAUGACAUGCUGAUUUUUCCGAUGGAUCCUCAUGGGAACAGGGAGAAUGAUUUCGAAGACUUUUUGAAAUUUUAGAUUUUGUUUAUUCGACUCUGGAGCCUUACAUGGUGUGACAAAUUUUUUUUAUGGAAAAUAUACCUACUAUUUUAGCAA
Messenger RNA from Ceutorhynchus assimilis (cabbage seed weevil), 1075 nucleotides. The record is from the annotation of a GenBank genome assembly. Lineage: Eukaryota; Metazoa; Arthropoda; Insecta; Coleoptera; Curculionidae.